Molecule: messenger RNA, 4917 nt
Organism: Dendrobium catenatum
Lineage: Eukaryota; Viridiplantae; Streptophyta; Magnoliopsida; Asparagales; Orchidaceae
Product: protein CHROMATIN REMODELING 20
Exons: 26
Coding region: 172-4749 (1525 amino acids)
Cellular component (GO): nucleus
Molecular function (GO): ATP hydrolysis activity; ATP-dependent chromatin remodeler activity; ATP binding
Source: RefSeq, a predicted model, not a curated record
CGUCUCCCUUUAACCAAAGGCCGCCGUUAAAAAAUCUAAAGCGGAAAAGGCGCUCACCGCGCCGACGGGACUUCUCGCCUUCAGGCGCGCAAUGUUCGAUUCCACUGGUGACGAACCCUAGCUUUCUCCAGGUGUGAUAUUAGUAGAUAGUAAGGGGAACCAAGAGAGAUAAUGGAGGAUGGGGAAGGUUCAAAGAACGUCCUAAGAGAGGAACAUAAGAGCUUAUUCAAUUUGGACCUUCAAAUGAAAGAAAAAUUUUCAUGCAUAGAUGGUCUAAAAUCUUUGAAGAACAAACAAAUGGAUGUUCUCAGAAUUACAGCUGAUGACCUUGAUACAAAGAUUCCUCAAAAUAUAGCUGUGGCUGAUGCUAGAAAGGAUUUAAAGUCAGAAGGAUUGCUUGUUAUUUCAGAUGGCAGUGAAAGUGAUUCCGUUGCAUUGCUUGAUGAUGAUUCUGAUGUUGAAGAAACAUCAUUAUCAGGAAAUGAUGAUGAGAGGAUUUCGGAGGCACCUUUAAGUGAUGCGGAGAUUGAAGAAUUAGUUGUGGAGUUUCUUGAAAUUGAGAGCAAGGCAGCAGAAGCUCAAGAAUCACUUGAGGAAGAGUCUCUCGCUCGAGUUGAAAAAGAUGUAAGGGAAGAAUUCUCCCAAAAUCUUCAUGGUGAUGCGCUUGAUCUCGCAGUAUCGACUGAAAUGCAAACAUUCAAAGAAGAAUGGUUGGCUGUGCUUGAUGAUCUAGAGACUAAGAGUGCUCUGUUAUUGGAGCAACUUGAUGGUGCUGGCAUUGAGCUCCCUGCUUUGUAUAGGUGGAUUGAAAGUCAAGCUCCUAAUGGUUGUUGUACUGAAGCUUGGAAGAAGAGGACCCAUUGGAUUGGUUCUCAGGUUUCUAAUGAAGUCAACGUAUCUGUUAGGGAAGCUGAAGAAGACCUCCAAUCUAGUCAUCCUGUACUGAAGCAACGUGGUAGAUUGUUGGAGGUUGGUGCUAGUGGAUUUCUGGCAAGGAAGUUCUCUGAUGGAGAUAAGAAUGAUAUAACAGAUUGGAGUUCAUUCAAUGAGCUUAUUCAGUCACAGAGAUGUCCUGAGGGUACUUCAUUUGGCAGCAAGAACUGGGCAUCUGUUUACCUUGCAAAUACACCCCAACAAGCUGCUAACUUGGGGUUAAAUUUUCCGGGUGUUGAUGAGGUAGAGGAGAUUGGCGAGAUUGACUUUGAUACAAGAGAUCCAUUUUAUUCUGAUGCAAUUGCAAAUGAAAAGGAAAUUGAUCUUACUGAAGAGCAGAAGAAAAACUUCAGGAAGGUAAUGGAGCAGGAUGAUGCCAAUUUCACACAUAAAUUGCAACAGCGCUUAAAGCGGAAGCGACAGAAAAGCAAAAGAUACAGGGUAGACUCCUUGUUGGAAAACCAUUCUGAAAAUGGUUUUGUGGAUGCUAACGAUGGUAAUAUAUCUGCAAAAGAUAUUGGGAACAAUUUGGAUAUUACAAAUAUAACUAAAAAUGCUAGCCAAAAUUUUAAUGGUGACUGGAAUCUUUCAGCUGAUACUGAGGAAUUUGAAACAAAGAAUAAGAGGUGCAAAACUGUUUCAAUAGACAGUGAUGAUGAAGUCCUGGAGAAUAGAGCCGCUUCUAGUGUUCACGGUGCAGCCAACACUGAACAGCACUCACCAAAACAAGUUAAAACCAUUGAUGUUAUUGAUGUUGAUGAGGUGUCAUCACCAGAUCCAGGAAAAUGUAAAACCUUUGAAAAGGAGAUUCUGUGUACAUCUUGUUGUGAUACCUUAAAGCCUCCUCUAGUGAACAGGCAUCCACUUUUGGGAGUUGCUGUUUGUGGAUGUUGCAAAUCUGUUAUCGAAAGAAAGAUGCAAGCCAAGGGUACUUUCUCUGGUGAAUUUUGUGCAUGGUGUGGAAAGUGUGAUGGUUUGGUGAACUGUAACACUUGUAAGAUGCUAUUCUGUGAAGCAUGCAUAUCAAGGAAUUUCGGCAAAGAAGAUUUAUCAGAAGCUAAGAACAUUGAUUGGCGUUGUUACUGCUGUUUGCCUAUUUUAUUGCAUCGGCUUAUAAUUGAAUGUGAUAAGGCCCUUGGAGUUUUGCCUGCAACCAGUUCUGACAGUGAUUCAGCAUUUUCGGAUGCUGAAAUCAAUGUAUCGAUAAGUACCAGCAAGAGACGGAAGAAAAAGAUCAGGAGAAUCCUGGAUGACACUGAGCUUGGGGAAGAAACAAAGGAAAAAAUAGCAAUAGAGAAGGCCCGGCAAGAAUAUCUAAGAUCUAUGCAAGCACAGUCGGCUAAGAAAUCCUAUGGUAAAACUCUAGCAGAAAUUAACAGGAGCACUUCAGCAAUCGAAACUCUCAGAAUGCUUGAUGAUCCAGGAGAAGGCUAUGUUGUUAAUGUUGCUAGGGAGGAUGAUGAGGAGCCAGUUAGAAUUGCUCCUAGUCUGUCUAUGAAAUUAAAGCCACAUCAGGUUGAAGGAAUACGAUUUAUGUGGGAGAACAUUAUACAGUCUGUAAGAAAGGUUAAAUCAGGGGAUAAGGGCCUUGGAUGCAUUUUAGCCCAUACCAUGGGCCUUGGGAAAACUUUUCAGGUGAUAGCAUUUUUAUACACGGCCAUGAGAAGUGUUGAUUUAGGAUUGAGAACUGCACUUAUAGUUACCCCCGUAAAUGUUCUUCACAACUGGAGACAAGAAUUUUUGAAGUGGAAGCCUACUGAUUUGAAGCCUCUUCGUGUUUGGAUGCUGGAAGAUGUUGUUAGAGAGAGAAGAUCACAUCUACUUGCAAAGUGGAGAGCUAAGGGUGGCAUAUUUCUGAUAGGAUACGCCGCUUUUAGAAACUUAUCUCUUGGAAGGCACCUAAAAGAUAGGAAUAUUGCUAUUGAAAUUUGCCAUGCUUUACGGUAUGGACCUGAUGUGUUGGUUUGUGAUGAGGCUCAUAUGAUCAAGAACACAAGGGCGGAUAUAACCCUAGCUUUGAAACAAGUAAGGACACAAAGAAGAAUUGCAUUAACUGGAUCUCCCUUGCAGAACAAUCUGAUGGAAUAUUACUGUAUGGUUGAUUUUGUAAGAGAAGGAUUUCUAGGGAGUAGUCAUGAAUUCCGAAACCGGUUCCAGAAUCCCAUUGAGAAUGGUCAACACACAAAUUCUACUGCACAUGAUGUAAAAAUUAUGAACCAAAGAUCACAUAUUUUGUAUGAACAGCUUAAAGGAUUUGUUCAACGAAUGGACAUGAGUGUAGUUAAAAAAGACUUACCUCCUAAGACUGUUUUUGUGAUCGCCGUAAAGCUUUCUCCAUUGCAGAGAAAGUUGUACAGAAGAUUCUUAGAUUUGCAUGGAUUUACCGUAGACAAAGUAUCUUCUGACAAAGGGAGGAGGCGCAGUGGUUUCUUUGCAGGUUAUCAGACUCUUGCCCAAAUAUGGAAUCAUCCUGGACUAUUGCAAUUGGCCAAAGAACACAAAGACAGCUUAAAGCGAGAGGAUGCUGUUGAGAACUUUAUUGUGGAUGAUAUGUCAAGUGAUGAGAAUGUGGAACAUAGUGACAUAAACAAUGGAGAAAAACUGAGGGCCAGGAAUGACUUCAUGCCUAAAUUGAAUAAUGAGGAAUGCGAGUGGUGGAAAGAUCUUCUUGAUGAUCAGAUGUACAAGAAAGUUGAAUGUAGUGGUAAAAUGGUUAUACUUCUUGAUAUACUAUCAAUGAGUUCAGAGCUUGGUGAUAAGGCUUUAGUUUUUAGCCAAAGCUUGGCAACACUUGAUAUGAUAGAGCAUUUCUUAUCAAAAUUUCCCCAGAAAGGUUCAGAAGGGAAGUAUUGGAAACAAGGCAAGGAUUGGUAUAGGUUAGAUGGAAGCACUGAUGGUUCGGAGAGGCAAAAGAUUGUUGAGAAGUUCAAUGAACCGACAAACACAAGGGUAAAAUGCACAUUAAUAUCAACUCGAGCUGGAUCACUUGGAAUAAACCUCCAUGCUGCAAAUCGAGUUAUUCUUGUUGAUGGUUCAUGGAAUCCGACCUACGAUCUUCAAGCCAUAUUUCGUGUUUGGAGAUACGGGCAAAAGAAACCUGUUUAUGCUUACCGGUUAUUGGCACAUGGUGCUAUGGAAGAAAAGAUCUACAAGAGACAGGUGACAAAGGAAGGAAUUGCAGCUAGGGUUGUGGACCGGCAACAGAUACACAGAACCAUGUCCAAAGAGGAGAUCCUUCAUCUUUUUGAAUUUGGUGAUGAAGAAAAUCUUGAUAUCCAUGAAGAUAGCCAAGGAAAAUUGGUUUUGCUCAAUCAAGCUAAACUUAAAUUUUCUCAGCAGAACUCUCUUAGUGGUGCUUCUCACGCUUCUGACAAGAUAAUGGAAAGCUUACUCAGCAGACAUCUUCCCCGCUGGAUAGCCAACUACCAUGAACACGAGACCCUUCUACAAGAAAAUGAGGAAGAGAGACUAUCCAAAGAGGAGCAGGAGAUGGCCUGGGUAAGUUACCAAAGAUCUCUCGAAUGGGAAGAGGUUCAUAAGAUUACCUGUGAUGAUAAUAUAGAGAGAAAACCUUCCACUGCACAACUAGUAGAAGCUUCUCCUGCUCCUCCUGCUGCUGCUGCUGCUCCUCCUACCCAACAAAACAAGGGAAGUUCAAGAAGCCAUCAACCUGCUCUUCAGAGAAAAUGCAGCAAUCUUGAUCAUUUAUUAACUUUAAGAAGUAAGGGAAUCAAAUCUGGAUCAACUACUGGAUGUGAGAAAUGCAAUCAAGAGAUAAGUUGGGAAAACCUCAAUAGGGAUGGAAAAACCAAAUAAAUAUAUAUAUUUAUUUGGUCCAGCUUUUGUGCUGUUUAACCACAGGUAUGUAUGUAUUCUGGCUUUUUUGAUCUUGUAAAAGUCUGUGGGCAGCAGCUGAGUAUAAUCACUUUUGUAUAUCUGUAUGUAGAUGAUUCUCUCAUAUGUCAUUCUCUUUAUUUUUUUUUA